AUGCUGAGCCCUACUGUACUGCGCCUAUUCUAUCUCAGAGACUAUAGGAGCAUUGUCGACCAAUUAGAGACCAAGACAAGACGUUCUACUACAAAUAUCGGCCUCUCAAGGGCGGGGCCAUGCUCUGAACAUUAUUUUGGUAUUAAGUUAUUUGAUAAUAGAUUUUCUGUUUCGUUAAAGUUUUUGUCUGUUUGUGUAUGUUGA
This is a messenger RNA of Penicillium expansum, 204 nucleotides long. RefSeq lists its product as uncharacterized. Lineage: Eukaryota; Fungi; Ascomycota; Eurotiomycetes; Eurotiales; Aspergillaceae. The transcript has a single exon. The coding region runs from base 1 to 204 and encodes 67 amino acids. The record is from RefSeq and is a predicted model, not a curated record.